Molecule: messenger RNA, 696 nt
Organism: Triticum aestivum (bread wheat)
Lineage: Eukaryota; Viridiplantae; Streptophyta; Magnoliopsida; Poales; Poaceae
Product: glutathione transferase GST 23-like
Exons: 2
Coding region: 1-696 (231 amino acids)
Biological process (GO): glutathione metabolic process
Cellular component (GO): cytoplasm
Molecular function (GO): glutathione transferase activity
Source: RefSeq, a predicted model, not a curated record
AUGUCUGAACCGCUGAAGCUCAUCGGCUCCUUCGGCAGCCCCGUGGUCCACCGCGCGGAGGUGGCCCUCCUUCUGAAGGGAGUCCCCUACGAGUUCAUCCAAGAAGACCUCGCAAACAAAAGCGAGCUGCUGCUGAAGCACAACCCCGUCCACAAGAAGGUCCCCGUGCUCCUCCAUGGCGACCGGCCUGCGGUAUGCGAGUCGCUUGUCAUUGUUGAGUAUGUUGAUGAGGCCCUCGAUGGCCCGCCGCUCCUCCCCUCCGACCCCUUCGCCCGUGCCUCCGCUUGCUUCUGGGCUCGCUUCGUCAACGAGAAGUGCCGGAGGUCUGUAUGGAUGGCACUUUGGACGGACGGUCAAGUGCAAGCGUCAUCAGCGAGGGAGGCGGCAGAGAACCUAAAGCUUCUUGAGGGCCAGUUGCCGGAGGGGAAGAGGUUUUUCGGAGGUGAUACUAUUGGCUUCCUCGACAUAGCCAUGGGCGGGAUCGCGCAUUGGUUAGGGGUGUUUCAGGAGAUGGCCGGGGCAAGGCUGCUCACCGAGGAGGACCGCCCAUUGUUGUGCAAGUGGGCGAGGGACUACAAGGCUGACGACAUUGUGAGGCAAUGCCUUCCGGAGAGGGGUCGUGUGCUUGCAGAGUUGACGGCGAGGAAGGAUCGGUAUGUGUCCAUAGCUAUGACGAUGGCCGCAAAGAACUCCUAG